AAGACGGAAUUAUUAAAGCGGCGCACAUGUGAAAAUCGUUUGAGCAUGGCGUCGACUCACUUGUGCAAAUUGCACAGUCUACUAACGCGGUUUUCUACCGGCAACACACUACGACAUGUUCAAACAUGUUUGGUGCCAGUACGACAGAAGUCCAGUGUCCGUGGUCCUUCACUUGAGGGGCCAAACUGUAACGUGGAAAUCGGCGUGACGUCAGAUGGGAAAACCGUGGUGUGCUACCAUCCCACUGUCGACAUUCCUUAUGAGUUUACACAACCUAUAGAACGACCUGACCCCAUCACCAACCCGGUUGAGACCCACGACCAGGUUUUAAAGGCCCACCUCAGCAAGGAGGUGCUGCAGGACAAAGAGGGACCCACUAUAGAAGAGCUGAGCAAGAUGUUUUUCACAACUAAACAUCGGUGGUAUCCAAGAGGACAGUACCACAUGAGACGCAUUAAGAAGGAUCCUCCAAAGGACAGAUAGUUGAAGGACAGAAUUGCCAAGCUGCAAAUGUUUGUGUUAUUGUCACAAUGAUGUAUAAUAAACUGUUAAAUAUUGA
Seriola dumerili (greater amberjack) is the source of this 559-nucleotide messenger RNA. It is a transcript of the gene mrpl42, whose product is annotated as mitochondrial ribosomal protein L42. Gene Ontology annotation, cellular component: mitochondrial large ribosomal subunit. The record is from RefSeq and is a predicted model, not a curated record. Bases 46 to 483 code for a protein of 145 amino acids. NCBI's taxonomy places the organism in Eukaryota, Metazoa, Chordata, Actinopteri, Carangiformes, Carangidae. The transcript is spliced from 5 exons.